GCAGCAGCGCACGGGAGUAGAGAGAGGGCUGUAUCACGCGCUUGGCAGAGGGUACUCCCGCCUUCCGUUGCACAGGAGUCGUUUUUGUCGCUGAAGCAGGUGCUCUGUCGUGGGCACCAUGAGUCGGAAGCCUGCUACGGGGACCCUCGAGGCAGCGGCGCUCUCCCUGGCGCAGGAGGUAUCGGGCAACCCAGACGACUGGGAGAGGAGGAGGAAGGCGCUGUACUCCAUGCAGCAGGCGGUUGACGAUGCCGGGAAGGCUCUGUCCGCGGCGAGCGGCGGCGGGGAGAAGGCGGUCUUCACGGCGGAGGUGUGGCGGUACCUCAGGGAGCCGCUGAAGCACACGCUGAACGACCUUCGAUCGGCCAUCGUGAAGGAGGCGUGUGUACUGCUCGAGAAGCUAUCCGACGCGGCCGGUAACUACAUGGCCGCCCUCAUGAGGGACAUGCUCAACGUCCUCCUGCAGCUCUUGGCGAACGGCAACUCGGUGAUCGUUGGGCAGGUGGACUCGUGCAUGCGGCACAUCAUCGAGCAUUCCCGUUUUCCCCGGCAGCUUAAGGAGGUGGAGUACACCGUGAGGAACAGCCGGUCGAAAGACCUCAGGGAGUCGGUGGGGGCGUACGUGCUUCUUAUGCUCCGUGCGUGGCCCCCCGCGUCGAUGGACAAGGAAGCAGGGCACCUGGAGUCCAUUAUCGCGGUGGCGGCGGCAAGCGGCCACAACGAUCCGGCUCCGUCUCCCCCGCAGCACCGCGCCACUGACGCCUCCGCCGCCGCUCGAAGAGUGGCGAAAAAGGCAACGACGUCGGCAUCUACAACAAGUGUGUCCGCUCAUACCCCGCCUCCGGCGGCGGCGGCGGCGGCGGCGGCGGCAGCCGGGCGAAGAAGGAACGCUUUAGUACCCUCGUCGACUUCGAGCCCGGGUUCGGCGGCGGCGGCGGCGGCGGCGGGCGGGGGAGAUAUGGCGACGGGGGCAUCUCCUUCGGGGCGUCCGAAGAACAGACGCCCCACUAAUCCCAGCGCAACGGUGACAGAAGCAGCGUUGGCUUCCGUAGCGAAGUCACCGGCAAGCGGCGGGACUACCAGCGGAGGUGGCGGAGGCGGCGGAGGUCUCUCUAAGACCAAGCGAGCCGGUGGGGGGGGGCGGGCACCCCCUGCGGGGGAGGGGGGUAGCGUUGCUGGCUCGGGCGAGGGAGUGACGGCGGUAACGUCCUUGGUGGAAGGGAGCAAGGUGUGCCUCCAGGGGCAAAAAAAGCGCGCGGCGGUGGUGCGGUACGUCGGCGAGACCCAGUUCGCGACGGGCGUGUGGGUAGGGGUGGAGCUCUCGCCGGGUGCUGAUCCCCCAGGCAACAAUGACGGGUCCGUUCGAGGAGUUUCGUACUUCAAGUGCCCUCCCUUGUGCGGAGUAUUCGCUAAGCCAGACAUGUUCGAGUUGUUGGAGGAGGAGGAGGAGGAGGAGGAGGAGGAGGAGGAGGAGGAAGGGGAGAGAGAUGCGGAGGGUGACGACGUAGAAACGUCGGCGAGAGAAGAAGAUGGCCUAACGGCGGCGACGGACGGCUCCGAUGAGGCUACCCGUGCGGGGGGCGAGCUUCUCCGCUUCCACAAGCUCUUUGCGAACGAGGCGCUGGAAGCAUUGAAGGAGGAGAUGGCCAUGAUCCCAGACCUGGAGGGGAUGGUAGAAUCCAUGCAGUCGGCCCCCGCGGAUCGCAUCCGCUUGUAUCUCGAGGUUUUAGAGAGCGCGGCAGGUGCGAGAGAGGCUGCGGCGGCCAGGUUACGGGCACAGAUUCGAGAGACGGCGGAGCGGUAUCCCUCGGUGUUCUCUCCAUCUCCGGAUGAUGCUGCCGCCGCUGCGUCUUCGAAGGGCGGAAGGGGAAGUAGCAGCGGCGGUACCGACGCCAGUUCGGGUCCUGGAAGCGGCGCAACCCAGUCCGAUGAUGGUCCCGGAGAUGGGGACGGAGGUGAGGAUGCAGGCGGUGGCGACAGGGCUGACGGUGGGGAGGAUGACAACGCCAACGAUAACAACGGAGCAGCAGCGAGCGGCAAGACGGAAGAGGACGAGAGCGUAGAGGAUACCGAAACCGUCGCGGUGGAAGCAGACGACGGCGACGCUGCUGAUACUUCGGCCGCCGCCGCCGUCGGAGAAGAAGACGAAGGGGGCCCCGCUGACGGCGGCAGCAGCAGGAGCGACGACAAGGGGGCACGCGGUCAAGAUAAAGGAAACGGAGGGAACGUGUUUGGGAUGGUGGGGAAGUUCCUGCUGGGGGUCGUCCACAAGCCUCCGGGAGAAGAAGAAGGCGACCAGGACCAGGCAUGCCAACAAAAGAAAACCCACGGGGAAGGUGCGGCCGGUUCUGGUUCUGCUGCACCCGUCGCAUCGACUCCCACGGUGGACGCGCCUUCCACCCCAAACGCGAUAGGCAAGGGUGCUCCGGUGGAGGGGAAUGGGGACCUCGUGGCUGAGGCAGGGGGGGUGUCUGUCGAAGGUGUUGUCGUGGAGACGACGUGACGUGAUUUGUAUUUAUUUGCUCUGUUUUUUGUUUUGUUUUUCAGGUAGAGAGUGAGUGGCACGUCAGUAGAGAUGGAAGUAUUUAGGUGGCGAUGUUUUUUGGGGGGGGGAUAUGAUUCUCUGUAUUUUCAUGCUCGUGCUGAAGGCGCAACGAAGAGUGUGUGUCUGGAUGUCUUGUCUUGAUUUUCCUCUCCCCCUUCUCAGUUCAAGGUUGGAAAUUUUCGGGGAAUGUGAUGGUGUGGGGUUUUUAGGUUGUCCCGUCGCAGCUGCUGUUAUUUGUCAUUGAAGGUCCACCGUUUAUGUUGGUGUCUUACUGGUGUUCUCUGUAGGAGGUUGGUAGAGUGCUUUCAGCGGGUAGUCGUUGUCUUCGUCGUUGUGUUGUUGGAAUAUCCCGGCUGCUGCUGGCUGCUACUGCGGUUGCCAUUUAUUUCUACUUCCAUUGGUGGAGGGAAAAGUGGUACCGUAUGACUUACCAAAUGGUAUAUUGCUGGUACGGCGGUAUGAAGCUUGGUUGCUGUUCUGGUUUGCUCCUAUUAUUGUCCAGGCGCCGAUCCCAGCGGGCUUUAUCGUUUUGAUGGGGAAUACCGUCAAAAAGGACCUGGUACGACACGGUCCAGGAAGGAGAUCGAUGCGAGGCCCUUCCGCCGGACUUUCUUAUUUUAUGGAUUUUUUCUUGUGGCCUAGACAACGAACUUUGGUGGACAAGUAUUUUGUGUGUGUGCAAGCCGUAGAUGAUCGUUCCGAUGGCUGGUAUCGAACACCAGUAAUAUUCUUUGUUGUCGGUUGUCCGUGAUUGACACCUUUGCCUCGCCCCUGAAAAGUUGUUGACACAUGGUGAGCGAUGGCAUUUUGUCCACCAUCUUCGCGCUUCGCCAGAUGCCGCUCUCGGCUGUGGGCGUUCGGUGAGAUAGAUCUUGUUUCAUGUUCGCUUUUCGCGAGGGGGGCGCGACACUGAUUUGUUUCUCUGUGCAACGCGCGUGGUAAAACAGUGGUUGGCGAAAAGAAAAGGAAGCAGUUUCAUUUCUGUGGACGAGAUGGAUUGGUUGUGUCAAGUGCAAUAAAAAGAAAAAAAAAAUGAAAAACAUUUUCUGUCCCGUAUUGCGGCUGAUAGGGUACAUGUAACAGCCCGGGGGAUAGGUAGCCCCGGCCUCAUCUGGAGCCCUUUCCUUUAAUUGGCCAGGGAGGGUAUGCCUAUCUAUCUAUGUGGGGGUCGAGGAUGAUGGUGUUGUUCGCGGUGAUGAAGAAGUUGGUGGAACGAAGGAGAGAAGCAACAUUUUUCCUCGUUCUUGACUUGGCGUUGGGAUGGGUACCGAGUCGGAAAAACGACAGGUGGCGGUCGGCCGUGAACAUGGUAGCCAUUGGCGUCAGAUCAGGAUCGGCAAGGCUACGCUUUGUCGGGUAGACGGGGAACCGUGAACCACAGAUUUGUCUGCGGUCAAGUACGGGAGAGAAUGACCGAGGGCAGCCCCGAUGGGUUAUGAUAAUAGUGCGAAGACGUAAGUCG
Molecule: messenger RNA, 4007 nt
Organism: Ectocarpus sp. CCAP 1310/34
Lineage: Eukaryota; Phaeophyceae; Ectocarpales; Ectocarpaceae
Source: the annotation of a GenBank genome assembly